AUGCUGUCCAACCCACCAUCCACCAACUCCAGCACAGGUGCUCUUCAGGCACGCAAAAGGCUACACCGGAGACAACAGUCGACGCCGGUAGCCUUUGAAGCCAUGAAGAUGUCCAACAACCUGCCCAACACUGCUAGUGUUGCCAUCGUCAUGCAGCAGCAACAGCAGCAACAGUUUCAGUCCGCACAGAUGCAACAAGCACCGAUACCUCGGCAACAGCCCGCUCGCCAGUUGGGUCACCGCAGAGGACAGAGCCUGGACACAAGGCGUCAGCAGCUGCAACAGAACGUACAACGCCAGCAGCAGAUGGAACACCACAUACAGCGGCACCAGCUCUUCACGAUGACAACGGCGGCAGACGAUAGCAGCAGCAACAGCAGCAACAGCAACAGCAACAGCAACAACUUCCGGCAGGAAUUCAGUAACAGCACACCCUAUGUCAAGCAGUCCCGAGAGGAGGCCUUCCUCCUCUCGCCCCAGGGGACACCAGUAAUGAUCCCGUCAAACUCCCAGCAGUUUGGCGGCCAGGGGACUGCAAGGAGGCAGCAGCAACAGCAGCAGGACUGCACAGCUGCUCAACUCGAAUACGCCAACGGGCACACUGCCGUGAUGAUGAGGCGAGCCCUCUCCAGCGACGGCAUGCCCAUUGGACAGCCCGGCUUUGAGCUCUACAGCAGUCCCGAUACAGACGGCGGCUUUCCGUCGAACACGUUCAUGUCCUUCCAGGACACGGCCAGCUCGGCUCCCAUGGGUGUCGCCGCUUCGCCCCAAGGUUGGGUGUCCGAGGACGACACGUCCAGCACUCGGCGCGGGUCGCGGAGAAUCAGCAACACCAUCAUGGACCGCGUCGUCAAGUUCGAGUCCCUGGCCGUGGACGGGAUGGGCAGACCUACCACGCCCCCGCACCAGCAUGAAACCAAAUAUUUCCCCCCAACACCGACGGAAACUUCACAGGAGAGCAUGUCACAGCAAGUCGAUGGCGCCCGGAUGGCACGAUUCUCGGACGACUAUGAUGAGUCGAUGGAGGAGACAAUCAAGCCGGUCCGCAACCACGGAAACCGGGCCAACCGGUCGUCGGGUGUUUUUGACGACAUGCGCCACCAGGCCGAGGCUAUGGCAAAUCCCACCCAUCCCAACAUGAUGCAGAUGCCCUUGACCCCGGCAGACUUCAUGAACAUGAGCAACGUCAACGCGGAGUUUAUGAAGAUCCAGACAGGAAACUAUGCCGUCAUUCCAGUGCCUUCCGACAUGCAGCACUUGUCGCCGCCACUUUCGCAGCAGCCGACUCCGGCAUCCAUCCAGGGCGUUUUUGAUGGCAACACGAUCGGCUCGGGCAUCGUCAGCCAGGGUGCUUUUGGCAACAAGACAGACAUGUGGCCGACUGACUUCGACUCUAACCUGACUAUGCAGUCGUUUGCGACAGGCCUUUCGGCGGAGGAACAGGCGACAAUGUGCCGGCGGCCAGCCCAUCGACGCAACGAGUCGAUGGCCAGCAUCGUCAGCGCCGCCAGCAUUGCGAGCAUUAACAUUGACGAGACCAGAACCGAGACCGGCGUGACACUGGACGACAUUGCCACGUACAUUGAUGGGCCCAACCCGGUCGAUGGCAAGUGGCGGUGUCUCUACGACAACUGCAACAAGCGUUUUGGCCGCAAGGAGAACAUCAAGUCGCACGUCCAGACGCAUCUGAACGACCGCCAGUACCAAUGUCCACACUGCCAGAAGUGCUUUGUCCGCCAGCACGACCUGAAGCGUCAUGCCAAAAUCCACACCGGCGUCAAGCCGUACCCUUGCGAGUGCGGGAACAACUUUGCGCGUCAUGACGCGCUGACCCGCCAUCGCCAGCGCGGCAUGUGCAUCGGCGCCUUUGACGGAGCCGUUCGCAAGAUUGGCAAGCGUGGCCGUCCGCGCAAGACACGGCCGAGCGUCGACGAGCGCCGUGACAAGUCUUCUCGCACGCGGUCGAAGCACAAGUCGGCCUCGGACUCUAGCGGGGGAAUGCUGUCAUCGUCUCCGGAGAUGUCAUCACACUCUGGCUAUUCAGACAGCUCAGCCGUCAACUCUCCACGGACCGACGAUUCGGACAAUGCAUUCGACGAUGAACCUUUCGAGGGCAUGGUUGAUGACGCUAUGCUGGACAUUGGCUUCGGCCUGACCACCACGACCCCGCAUAGAACCAACAGCGGCACGAUGAACCCGAACGCUUUGACGGUCUCGUCAGCCCCGAUGCCGGGUGCAGGCAUCUCUGCUGAGGAAAUGGUGAACCUGAUGCCUGUUGUGUCGCCGUCUGAGCAUGCUGCCGCCCUCGCGGCCUCGCCGUCAGCAAUGAGCCACUACUCGCACAUGUCCCACGCGUCGAUGAACAGUGGCGAGCCCAGACCGAAGGAGCGGGACGGCGAAGACCGCCUGCUUCCCACCAGUCACCCUGCAUCCCCCGCCAAGAGCAUAGCCAGCCACUACACACAGCAUCCCAACACACCCCCAGAGCUGUCAGCGUCGAGCUCACCGCCGCAUUCUUCCACACACUACUUUGAAUUGGACCCCAACUCGAGCUGUGCGGAGGAAGAUUCGAUUGGCUUGAGUGCUCCACUGACGGCGGGAGGAUGUGGCCCGCUGGGCAUGGAUAUGGGCGGCUUCACAGCCGGCCCUCUGGAUGAUGACGUGAUGCUGAUGAAGGCCUACACAGCGGACGAUGUGCUGGUGCAGCUCGACAACUCGGGGCUCAGCAUGCUGAACACCAGCAAGUUUGACGACGAGUACGGCAUGUUCACCAACAACGAUGACGUCUUCUUCGGGAGCAGCUGA
Molecule: messenger RNA, 2805 nt
Organism: Grosmannia clavigera kw1407
Lineage: Eukaryota; Fungi; Ascomycota; Sordariomycetes; Ophiostomatales; Ophiostomataceae
Product: c2h2 transcription factor
Exons: 3
Coding region: 1-2805 (934 amino acids)
Biological process (GO): regulation of transcription by RNA polymerase II
Cellular component (GO): PcG protein complex; transcription regulator complex
Molecular function (GO): RNA polymerase II cis-regulatory region sequence-specific DNA binding; DNA-binding transcription factor activity, RNA polymerase II-specific
Source: RefSeq, a predicted model, not a curated record